This is a messenger RNA of Durusdinium trenchii, 723 nucleotides long. The record is from the annotation of a GenBank genome assembly. NCBI's taxonomy places the organism in Eukaryota, Dinophyceae, Suessiales, Symbiodiniaceae.
AUGUCGGGGAGUGCUCGGCGCACGGAGCUUUGCAGCGGGCGUUCCGUGCGGCGAGCCCCGCGGCGACUCCGACGCCACUGCGCUCGGCCUCGACGAGGCUGGAGAUGGGCAGUGCUCCAGGCACUUCGCAUCUCCGAGCGCUUUUUGAGCGGAAGGUCGCAGCCUCCGCGGAUCGGUGCCAUGAGCGAACCGUCAGCGCCCCAUGGCGAAGAUCCUGUGCCUCGCAGCAUGUCUCGCAGUAUCAGCAGUAGAGGCAGCAGGGGUUCGAGGUCAGCUGCCUCAAUCUCGCUGACUCCAGAGGAGCAGCAGUUGGCCGACGACUUGCAGGUGGCGAAUGCGACGCUCGAACGCGAAGGCGAACGUUCGAGCACCAGCAGCAGCAACGAGACCUCCGAGGCCCGGGAUAAGCUGAAGGAACGCGAACAUCGUGAGUCCGAGAUGAGCGAAUCACGGAUGGAGUACAUGCGGAAGCAGGGCGAGCUCCCUGAUGUCAAGUCCGCAGGAUCUGGGAAGAAGUGCCAGGGCAGUGGUGGUGCAUCCGGGCAAAUGAGUCAUUCUCAUCCGUCCAGUGGCACUGGCAGCCCCUCGGACAUCUGCGACUCUCGCGGAUCCGGGGCUCGUGUCUGUUCUUCCUCGAGAUUACGAGAGAUCGCGCCUGUGGAAGGCACAAUAGGAUCAUACUGGACAACUGACUUGCCCUCAUCCGGAUCCUCAUCCUCAUGA